Molecule: messenger RNA, 291 nt
Organism: Cooperia oncophora
Lineage: Eukaryota; Metazoa; Nematoda; Chromadorea; Rhabditida; Trichostrongylidae
Source: the annotation of a GenBank genome assembly
AUGGCCGAUGGACCAGCAGAGUGCGGCGUGCAGGUCUUCUGCCGUAUACGACCUCUCAACAAGACCGAAGAAAAAAAUGGCGAUCGAUUUUUGCCCAAAUUUCCGUCCGAGGACACGAUUUCUAUCGGGGGUAAAGUAUUUGUGUACGAUAAAGUCUUCAAACCGAAUACAACUCAAGAACAAGUCUAUAUGGGUGCAGCCUAUCACAUUGUCCAAGAUGUUCUGUCAGGCUAUAAUGGAACUGUUUUCGCCUAUGGACAGACAUCGUCGGGUAAAACCCAUACCAUGGAG